UACAGUUUUAACUUCACACAAAAAGAAAAUGCUCCAGACAAUCAAAGUUUUUCGCCCUGUGUAGCCACACAUGGUCACCUGGUAAAGGUGGUGGUAUUGCUGGUACUGGUGGCUUAUCUAAUCGCUUAGCUUAGCCACCUUUUUGCCGCAGUCGCAGACUUCUCCGACGGACUUCUGACCGAUUCGCGUCUGCGUCUGUUGUCAUUUUACCCCCAACUGCGCGCUAAAAUGCUCUAAACUCGAAGCUCCCAAGCUUGGAAAACACCCCGCUGAACGUACCUCAACAGAAAUAUGGCAAAUAUGUGGGGCAAAUUGGUGCUGCAGUUCUUCAAAUAUGCACCCAGCUAUGUGGUCUGCCUCAGUUUCUUACCCUGCGGCAUGAUAUUUGGCUAUACGAUAUGUGCCUUUGUGGCGGUGCGAAACGAUAAGGAUAUAGGCCUCACAUACUAUGGUCCCCUGAUCCUGGGCGCCUGCUGUGCGGUGAUCACUGCCGUGGCCAUGCUUGCCGUUAAAUAUGUGAAGAAAUGCAUUAUAUACUGGCAGUCAUGGUUGCUUCUCGUCGCUGGUGCUUUUAAUCUCAUUGCCAGCUGUUUUUACUUUGCCGAUGGAUUUGACCAUGUCGGCGCUUACAUUUCCUAUGUGGCCCACAGCAUGACCUUUGUGGCCGGCUUCAGUUUCCUGCACACCAUAAGCUCCAAGAGCAGCCGCUCGGCAAUGCUCUCGGCCAGCUGCAGCUGCUACCUGUUGGGUGUGGCUUCGGCGGUAAGCCUUAUAGUUGGCACCUACAGCAGGAAUGUGAAGCAAUGGGCUGGACAGACGGCAACGGCGGAGCAACUAACCGACGAUCUCUAUGUGAAUUUUGCUGGGACGUACCUAAGCGUUACAGCUGUCAUGCUGGCUAUCCUGGUGGGUCAGAAGGUGCUCCACUUUCUGGGCACGGUGGAUUUGGUUAAUAGUCUGGACAAUGAAUUGCGGAUAGCCAACUCCAAUGGCAGCAUUUUUGAGCCACGCUCGGAGGUGAUAAAGCGACUGCAGUUCUUCUAUGUGACCAAGAACCAGGAGUGGAACAUGAUGCUACUGGUGCUCUUCACGGAAGCCGUUCAGUUUGCUCUCUUCGUGUACUUCAUCUACUGGUUCAGCCUGAACGAGGCUGUGCGGUUGACGGAACUCUCCGGCAUAGAUGGCAUGUUCUGGGCAAUCUUCGGUGGCAGCUUGCUGGCACCCCUGUGUCAGUGGUUCUUCUCGGUUAAGAUCACCUUUGUGUCCGGUCAGAUGGCGCUGGUACUCUUCACCCUGGUGGCCAUGAUCCAGUGCAGCGUCUCGGAUUCCAGGUGGUCGCUCUGGCUCUUGCUGGUCCUCUUUGGAUUGUCGUACUCCAGUCAGCAGAUAGCUCUCUUGGAAGUCACUCACCUGCGCUUCACCGAAUGCGUCGUUUGCUGCUCGUACAUCUUCAAACUGGUCAGCACUAGCAUCGUGUUCUUGUACUUUGUUUCGGAUGCCAAGAACUCCUAUUUCUAUGCCACCGACUCAAGCAUCCUGAUGGCCCAAGGCUUCGUCUUUAUGAUAAUUAGUUCACUGCUGGCUUUAAUUGUGGGCAUGAAGGUCCCGCGAACGCAUAGAGCCCACCUCCUGGACAUCCAGUACGAGCUGUAUGGCAUUAUCUUUAUGAAUCACCAGAUCGAGCAGCUUAAUGUCCGCUGGUUGAACGACGGCACAAUACCCACCAUCAGUCAGUGAGCAACGAAUAUAUAUCUCUAUCGUCACUUAAAUCAACGAGGUCUGGAAGCUGAAACACCUGCUAAGUGCCCAUUCAGGCACUACCAAAAUAAAAGAUAUGAAUUUUUGUAUAAUAAAAUGAGAGAG
Molecule: messenger RNA, 1863 nt
Organism: Drosophila serrata
Lineage: Eukaryota; Metazoa; Arthropoda; Insecta; Diptera; Drosophilidae
Source: RefSeq, a predicted model, not a curated record